Molecule: messenger RNA, 5505 nt
Organism: Ictalurus punctatus (channel catfish)
Lineage: Eukaryota; Metazoa; Chordata; Actinopteri; Siluriformes; Ictaluridae
Gene: lrriq1
Product: leucine-rich repeats and IQ motif containing 1
Exons: 27
Coding region: 159-5351 (1730 amino acids)
Molecular function (GO): protein binding
Source: RefSeq, a predicted model, not a curated record
UAGCAACCGCGACUCCACAGCGCCAUAGACGCUACAGCGAACUGGCUCGUGUUUCUCUAGUAAAUUAGCGUUAAAUAAAAGAAAAUCACUUGGAUUUCAAGUUACAUCACAUCAAAGACCGAAGGUUUUUAUACGAAAGGAACUUUACUCUGAUUAGGAUGGAUGAACAUGACAUUGAACAAGCUAUAGACGAAGAGCUGGAGAAGCUGAGUGUGAAUCUCUCUGACAUGGGCACUGACAGUGAUGCAGACAUUGAGGAAGAUUUCACUGCAUCUAAUGAAAAGCUAGAGAAUGACCUUCCUGACUCAGUGCUUGCCUACUUUAAAGCUUCAAGUAACAGAAUGAAUUCUUUUGAGCAACUCAUCCUUGAAGAUCUUAAUGAUCUCGAGACCAUGUGUAACGAGAUGUUCAGGCCGAGUCAGCAUGCAGCUCUUCUGAAUGAACUGGGCUCGAAUUUUGACGAGGAUCCAUUAAAGCUGAAGGAAAGAAUAAUGUCUGAAAUUGAAGAGCAAGUAGGCUCCCCAUGUGAAACUCAUGACUCGAAUGGAGAUGGAGAUGAUACUGAAUAUGACACGCACAAGGAUUCUGAAAGACAGUUCAUGUUUGAAUGGAGACGGCUGGAGGAGCGACUGAGGAAAGACGAGGAGCAGAGACUGGCCGAGCUCGAGGCUGAGAGGGAGCAGUGUCUGAACUCAGCCAGAGAAGAGGAGGAGAAGAGACGUAGAAGUGAGCAGUUGAAGGAGGAGCUAAGGAGGACCGAAGCAAUGAAUCAGUUUGAAUAUUUGAAACCUGUAGUUGGAGAUGGUGAAAUAAGCCAAAGUCUUCAAUUUGAAAUGGUCAAACAGCAGGAGCUGAUCAAAAUAUUAGAAGAACAGAUAGCGGAGGAGAGGCGAGUUUUCGAGGAAGUACAGCAGGAAGAAGGGAGGAGAUCUGAGGCACGGUGCACUGCAGCAGCCACGAAGUUACAGGCAGCUUUCAGAGGGACACUGGUGCGUCGCUGGAGCAAAAAAGAGCUGACCAAGCGGAGAGAAGAGGAGAGGAGGAGACAGGAGUUGAGGAAAGAAAGGGAAAGGAGAAGAGAGAGGGAGGAAAGGAUGAAGAUGGAGUGGGAGAAUGAGAGAAGGAGGGUGGAGCAGGAGGAACAGCAUCACAGAGAAGAGGCAGAGAGGAGAAGAGCUGAGUAUGAGAGAGCCAAGGUACAUGAGCGUCAUCGCCUGGAGAGAGAGCGCAAGCUGGAGGAGCAGAGAAGAAAAGAAAAGGAAGAAGCAAAGAGGAUAGAUGACGAAAGGAAAAGAAAGGAGGAGGAGGAGAAGCAGAAGAGGAUGGAAGAGAGGAGAGUAGAAGAGGAAAGGAGAAAAGUACAGGAGGAGGAGAAAAUUAAAAAUCAGGAAAAAGCAAAAAGAACUGAGCAUGAAAUAAAAAAAAAAGAUGAGGUAGAAUCGUCGGGAGGGAUGGAAGAGAGGAGAGUAGAAGAGGAGAGGAAAAGAAAAGAUGGAGAAGAAGCAAAGAGUAUUGAGGAUGAAAGGAAAAGAAAGGAGGAGGAGGAGAAGCAGAAGAGGUUGGAAGAGAGGAGAGUAGAAGAGGAAAGGAGAAAAGUACAGGAGGGGGAGGAGAAGAAAAUUAAAAAUGAGGACAAAGCAAAAAGAACUAAGGAUGAAAUAAAAAGAAAAGAUGAGGUGGAAUCGUCAGGAGGAAUGGAAGAGAUGAGAGUAGAAGAGGAGAGGAAAAGAAAAGAAGGAGACGAAGCAAAGAGGAUUGAGGAUGAAAGGAAAAGAAAGGAGGAGGAGGAGAAGCAGAAAAGUAUGGAAAUCAGGAGAAUGGAGGAGGAAAAGAGGAAGGUACAGUUGGAGGAGGAGAAGGAGAGAAAAGAAGUGGAAGAAGCAAAGAGAACUCAGUAUGGAAGAAAAAGAAAGGAAGAGGAGAAGCUGAGACGAAUGGAAGAGGGGAGAGGGGAGGAGGAGAAGAAAAGAAAAGAGGAAGAAGAAAAGAGGACAGAGGCUGAAAUAAAAAGAAAAGAGGAAGAGCAGAAAAUGAUAAAUGAAAAAAGAGUGGUAGAACAGUUUAGAUUAAAGCAAAAAGAACAAGUUAAAAAGAAUGAAACUGAGCAAAUGCAGAAAGAGCAAAGAAAGGGACAGGACUUCAAAGCAGAGGAAAUAGCAAUGAAGAGAAAUGAUGAUAGACAAAACAUGGAGGAAAGAAGUAGAAAUAUAAUUAAGGAAAAAGGAUCUGGUGAUCAGAGAGAAAAUCCAAAGACUGACAAGGAGAGCAAGAAUACUACAAAAUGGGGAAAAGAUGAGGAAUUUGGUGAUAAUGUAUCCCAGCUACUUCUUUCUCAGUCAGUCAAUAUGUCCAAAAGUUUCUUGCCCAGGACUCUGCCCUCUAGAAAUCGGCAAGGCGAGCAGCUCAGCUGUAACCUAGUAUCACCCCUGCCCUCUCCGUCUACUGAUAACAGCAGUGUAACUGCGAGUCCAUUUGAAGAGAAAAGAGUAACGGACACCAGAGGGCUGCAGUGUGCUCUGGAUGACUCGAGCUCUGCAUGUCUGCCUGACAGCACUGAGCAGAAGCGAUUAGCCUGGAUGAUGAACUGCAUAGCCUGGUCCAAGCUCUCCAUGCAGAACAAGAGGAAGGGGCUCAGUGCUCCACCCAGGAGGAGGGCACAUAGGAGAGCUUCAGGACACAGCCUGCUACCUUUACCUGUGGAUGCCAUUCUCAGGUCCGGAUCCUGGAGCUCUCUUAAACAGGUAACUUCAGUAACUCUGGAGGAUUUGUCCAGCUGCAGUCUCUCCACACUGUCUGAGUGCACUAGACUGCAGAGUCUGACGCUCCGGCGAUGUAGCCUACAGGCCCUUGAUGGACUUAACCAGUGUACUGAACUUCAGCAUAUUGACUUACAGGAAAACGAUAUAGCAUAUGUUGACUGUGGGGGUCUGGCCAGACUUGAGGUCCUGCUGUUGGGAAGGAACCAGCUUACGAGUAUCCACGGUCUGGACGAUGCUGUUAACCUGACUGUGCUUCAGCUUUCCCAUAACAUCAUCUCCCGCAUCAGUGGUUUGGGAUCUCUGAAAAAGCUUCACCGUCUGAUAGUUGAUCAUAACCAGUUGAUCAGCACGAGAGGACUCAGUGAAGCUUUCACGCUUUUGCACCUGGAUUGCUCGUAUAACCACCUCAGCCACAUUGAAGGCCUGGAGAACUGUGCACUGCUCAACAUGCUGGACCUGAGAGGAAACAACCUGACAGAGCUGCCUGUGCUUAAGAACCAUGUCCUGUUGAGGGAGCUAUAUCUGGAUGAUAACAGCAUCUGUUCUCUGCAUGGCCUGAAUAGCUGCUGGCUUCCUCUGCUGCGCUGUCUGUCUGUGCCUCAGAACAGUAUCACACUGCUACCACUGCUAGUGGACUUGCUUUCAUUGAAGACACUUAAUGUUAGUCUCAACUGUCUCUCAGAGCUGAGGAACAUUUGUAUGAGUCUUCAGGGAUGCACUCAUCUUCAGGAGCUUAGCAUAACUAACAAUCCUGUCCAGCAGGAGAAUAACUGGAGGUCUUCUGUUCUGGCAGUAAAUCCAAGCUUGAUAAAGCUGAACGGAGAGCAAACCGGCGCCUCAGGAAAACUCUCUGCAGACUCAACACAGCUGUGGAGCUUCCAGGCCCUCUGCCAGGCGCACCAAGAUCAGAUUGACUCAGUACUACAGAGACACAAUGUGGAGAUCAGCUCAGCUCCAUCUGCACUGCAUGCUCAGCUCUUGGUUGGUAAGCAUGCUGCUGAGCUGUUCCAGUUGGCUGAAGAGCAGCGCUAUGCUCAUGAGUAUGGAGACAGCUGUGUCUGCGAGACAGCCAUGCAGGAACCUGUGGCCUCCAGAAGCCUGCAUGAAUUAUCUGCCUGGGAUUUAACACAGGAGAAAAGUGCUGAGGCCAAAACCCAGCAACCAGCAGAGGACAAGACUCUGAGCUGGCAAGCACCACAUGUCCAGAAUGUUACCCAUAACUGCCAGUCUCCAUAUGGUGACUAUAAUGUUGGUUGUGCAGGUAGCUGCAUAAGUCCUACUCAGCAAUUCAGGGACACACAACCGAGUGAAGAUAGAUCCAGCAGAUAUGGUGUCCAGGCAUCCAGGGUGGACCUCAAAACAGUGGCAGUUAUGGUGAUCCAGCGCCGCUGGCGUGAACACAGACAGAGGAGACGCACGGGCCAUUUAGGGACACCUGCAAAAGCUCAUACAAGAUUGAGUCCUCCAAGAAAAGUGAAAUCCAGCAAAAGAAAGCCUGAGUGUCUUAAUAAAGACUACGCUGCUUCUGUCAUUCAGGCAGUAUGGAGGGGAUACGCACUACGGAAGAGGCUGACUCGUGCUCUCAUGCUUGCCCAGAUAUCAGAGGGAGAUGAGCCCUUUGAGGAAGUGGACAUGGAUGAAUUCAUUUUUGAUGAGGAAGCCAUGGAGAAGGACUGGAUUACUCUGCAUUCUGACAUGUCGCCGUCCUCAGUGCUGCCGUAUUCAGAACAGCUGCCGCUGCCAAAGCCUCUGCUUCCUCUGCCUGAGUUUGAUAAAAGUGCAUCCGUGGAGCCAUUUAAGCUCAGACAGGCCUGGAUUAGCGGUGAGGAAGCCCCAGUGUCAGAGCAGAGUCCAUCAACUGAUCCAAGCACAAGAAUGCGAUGUCCUGCAUCAAGACUAGGAAAAUAUUCUUUAUCAGAAAAAUCUGAGAAAAUCCUGGAAGAAUGGGGUUUUAGCAGUUUCUCCACUGCCCUUCUUAUGCUAAAAAGGGCUCAGAGGAUGAAGGCUGGGAAGCAGCAGCAUCCGAGAAAAUUACAGUAUCCAGCGGUACAUUUGACUUUGUUCAAGAACCACGACAUGCGGCCUGUGGAGAUGGCGAUCCAAAGAUCCAGACCUGAAUUCAGAGAGGAAAUUAACGAUGGCAGAGGAGACGUGAGUGUUCAGGAGGCACUCAGAGGAGAGCCAGAGCAAACCCAGACACGCCACAGAACCUACCAGUGGCUCCAAACACAAGCCGUGCCGUGCCGGAGAAGCUCUGCCUCCUCCGUGAGUGAUCAUUUCCUGCCGGAGAUUGACCCUGAAAUUCUGAAUGGUGGAAGGGUUCAGCUUGUGGCUUCUACAGGGUACAGAGAAUCUCCAGAUUCAGCCAUGAGACUGUGGAUUGAUGGUGCUGGUUUCUCUUCAUCUCAGAACCACCAGGCUCACACUCGGACACACUCGGCUGGACAUGCAAAGAAAGAAAUGCCGUCUCCUCAAAGAGUCACCUUGGCUCCAUCUCAAAAGGAGAGAAUCUCAUUCCGAGACAAUCCAGUGCUGCUGAGUGGAGGCUGGGGAGGAGGCAAGAAGAGGUCUAAAGCAAACAAGUUAAAAUAACCUUACUGCAAGAAAUAGACAAUAAUUUUUCCAAUGCCUUGUACAUUUAUUUACACGUGGUUGUAUGCAUGUUCUGAGAAUGAUGGAUGUUUUUUUUUUUUCUUGCUAAAGCGCUUUAAACCCUAAUAAGCUCUAAAAAGUUUUACGAUGCACA